AUGUUUUAAGAAAAUUAAAACAAAAAUUUUAAGGAUUUACUAGAAUUCCAAAAUCAAAAUCUUAAGGAAUUCGAAAGAGAUGUAGGUAAUUAAAAAGAAACGUUUGAAUAAAAACACCAAGAUUCAGAUAGUGACUACCUAAAUCUUGAAGAAAAUCAAAACUAGUUUAUUGAUGAUAAUACAGUUUAGUCUGUUUUAAAAAUCUUAAAUAAACUAAAUUAAACUUAACAGUCUUAGAUGAGUUGUAAAAAAAGUACUGAUUUGCGAAUCAAUUUUAAAGAAAGAUUUUACAGUCAAUUAUUAAGACUUCAUUUAGAAAAGAUUGAUAUUCCUUCAUUAAUAAACCUAUCUUAAAGCUUAGGCCAAUUUAAAAAUAUUUAAGAUUUGUAUCUGUUUAUUAAUUUAGAUAUGAAUUCUUAACUUGAAAUUGACUUAUUAGAUUCAAUUAAUAAACUAUAAAAACUCUAAGUUUUAAAUUUAUAUUUAAAAAAGAAUUAUUGCAUUAAUACUGACUAAGAAAUUCCUUUAUUAGGAAUUUUUUGUGAAGAAUUUUAUUAUCCACUAAGACCUACAUACAAUUAAUUUUUUGAAGGAUCUUUAAAAGAUUAGAAUGCAAUUUGCUAAAAGCAUUUAGACUAUUGA
Molecule: messenger RNA, 642 nt
Organism: Tetrahymena thermophila SB210
Lineage: Eukaryota; Ciliophora; Oligohymenophorea; Hymenostomatida; Tetrahymenidae
Exons: 2
Source: RefSeq, a predicted model, not a curated record